Messenger RNA from Molossus molossus (Pallas's mastiff bat), 4544 nucleotides. It is a transcript of the gene NCAPD3, whose product is annotated as non-SMC condensin II complex subunit D3. Gene Ontology annotation, cellular component: condensed chromosome, centromeric region; condensin complex. Gene Ontology annotation, molecular function: histone binding. The transcript has 35 exons. Bases 51 to 4529 code for a protein of 1492 amino acids. The record is from RefSeq and is a predicted model, not a curated record. Gene Ontology annotation, biological process: meiotic chromosome condensation; mitotic chromosome condensation. NCBI's taxonomy places the organism in Eukaryota, Metazoa, Chordata, Mammalia, Chiroptera, Molossidae.
CGAGCUUUGAAAGUUGACCACCACGCAGGCGAGCGGGUUUCUGGGCGAUCAUGGUGGCGCUGCCGGGCCUCGGGAGCGGCCUGCAGCCCUGGUGCCCGUUGGAUCUCAGCCCCGAAUGGGUGGACACAGUUUGGGAACUGGACUUCACAGAGACCGAACCUUUGGAUCCCAGCAUAGAAGCAGAAAUUAUAGAGACUGGAUUGGAUGCAUUCACCAAACUCCACAAAAGUCUUUUCUGCUUUGCUACUGAAGAAAAUGGAUCUACAGAGAUCAUUUGGACCUUCUUCAUUGAAAACAAUAUAUCUCCCCGUGCGCUGGUGGCUUUAUUCUAUCACUUUGUUCAAACAGUCCAUAAGAAAAAUGUCAGUGUGCAAUAUCAAGAAUAUGGCCUUCAUGCUGCUAGUCUUUAUUUUCUGCUACUAGAAGUACCAGGCAGUGUAGCCAAUCAGAUAUUCCACCCAGUGAUGUUUGACAAAUGUAUACAGAUUCUAAAGAAGAGCUGGCCUCAGGAGUCUAACUUGAGUCGGAAGAGAAAGAAGGAACAGCCUAAGAAUUCUCAGGCUAAUCCAAGAGGGCAUAGAAAGAGAGGAAAGCCACCCAGGAGAGAGGAUAUUGAGAUGGAUGAAAUUGUAGAAGAACAAGAAGAGGAAGAGGACAUUUGUUUUUCUGCCUGGGACCUUUGUCAAAUUCGAAAAGCCAUCUUUCAUCUUUUAAAGAACUUUUUAAGGCUUCUGUCCAAGUUUUCCCUGAAAGAAAAGCCACAGUGUGUACAGAAUUGUAUAGAGGUCUUUGUGGCAUUAACUAAUUUUGAGCCAGUUCUUCAUGAAUUUCAUGUUACACAAGCCAGAAACCUUAACCAAGCAAAGUACAUACCAGAACUGGCCUAUCAUGGAUUGUAUUUGCUAUGCUCCCCGAUUCAUGGAGGAGACAAGGUUAUCAGUUGUGUUUUCCAUCAAAUGCUAAAUGUAAUAUUAAUGUUAGAAGUGGGUGAAGGAUCACAUCAUGCCCCCCUUGCUAUUACUUCAUCAGUCAUCAAUAGCAGAAACCAGGCAGUCCAGUUUAUCAGCUCACUUGUGGAUGAACUAAAAGAAAGUAUAUUCCCAGUUCUUCGUGUCUUACUCCAGCACAUCUGUGCCAAGGUAGUAGAUAAAUCAGAGUAUCGGACCUAUGCAGCUCAGUCCCUGGUACAGCUGCUCAGCAAACUUCCUUGUGGGGAAUAUGCUACAUUUAUUGCCUGGCUUUACAGGUAUUCACGAAGUUCCAAGAUCCCACACAGGGUUUUUACUCUUGAUGUUGCCUUAGCUCUGUUGGAACUGCCAGAAAGAGAAGCGGAUAACACAGUCUCCUUGGAGCAUCAGAAGUUCUUAAAGCAUAAGUUUUUGGUGCAGGACAUUAUGUUUGAUCGCUGUUUAGACAAGGCACCAACUGUCCGCAGCAAGGCAUUGUCCAGUUUUGCACAUUGCCUGGAGCUGUCUGUCAACACUGCAUCGGAGAGCGUACUGGAACUUCUGAUUAACAGUCCUGCAAUUUCAGGAAUAGAGAGCCACCCUGGUACUUUACUGAAAAAUACAUCAGCUUUUUUCUGUCAGAAGCAGACACCUCACCCUUCUGGAGACUCAGAGGUGAUCAGUACAGACAGCAGUACUGAAACAAUUGGAUCUAGGGAAAGAUGUGUCAUGGCAAUGCUGAAGAAGAGAAUCAGAGAUGAGAAGGCCAACGUUAGGAAGUCUGCACUCCAGGUAUUGGUGAGUAUUUUGAAGCACUGCAACGUCUCAGGUAUGAAAGAAGAGCUAUCAGUUCUUCAGGAGCAGUGCCGGGACCCUGCAGUGUCCGUGCGGAAGCAGGCCUUACAGUCUCUUACUGAGCUUCUUAUGGCUCAACCUAGAUGCGUCCAGAUACAGAAAGCCUGGCUGCUGGGGAUCACCCCCGUUGUGAUGGACUCGGAGAGCACCGUGCAGGAAAAGGCCCUGGAAUGCCUUGACCAGCUCCUGCUGCAGAACAUUAAGCAUUUCACGAAGUUUCAUAGUGGAGAUGACAGCCAGGUGCUAGCUUGGGCACUGCUUUCUCUCCUUAGUACAGAAAGCCAGGAAUUGAGCCGCUAUUUAAAUAAGGCUUUUUAUAUCUGGUCCAAGAAAGAUAAAUUCUCAUCUGCUUUUAUAAAUAAUAUGCUAUCCCACACUGGCACGGAACAUUCUGCACCAGCCUGGAUGCUGCUCUCCAAGAUUGCUUGCUCAUCACCCAAGCUCGACUACACCAAAGUAAUCGAGUCCUGGGAAGAAAUCAGCAGUCAACAGAAUCCCAAUUCAAACACCUUAGGACAUAUUCUGUGUGUUAUUGGGCAUAUUGCACAGCAUCUUCCAAAGAGCACCCGAGACAAGAUAACUGAUGUUGUCAAGUGUAAGCUGAGUGGAUUCCACUGGUCUCUAGAGUUGAUCAGCUCAGCUGUUGAUACUUUGCAAAGACUCUGCAGAGCAUCUGCAGAGACACCGGUGAAGGAGCAGGAGUUACUGAAGCAGGUGUGCGGGGAUGUCCUCUCCACCUGUGUGCACUGCCUCUCCAACAUCGUUCUGAAGGAAGACGGAGCUGGGAAUAUGGAUGAAGACCUGGUGGUGAAAUAUAUUUUUACCUUAGGAGAUGUAGCCCAACUCUGUCCAGCCAGAGUGGAGAAGCGAGCCUUCCUUCUGAUUCAGUCCAUCCUAGCUUCUUCUGCUGAUGCGGAGCACUUGACAUCCUCUCAAGGUAGCAGUGAAGCCCCAGCCUCUCAACCGCUCUCCCAGGUCAGAGGCUCUGUCAUGCCUGCUGUGAUCAGAGCACACGCCAUCAUUACCUUGGGUAAGCUGUGCUUACAGCAUGAGGAUCUUGCAAAGAAGAGCAUCCCGGCCCUGGUGCGAGAGCUGGAGGUGUGCAAUGAUGUGGCUGUUCGUAACAAUGUUGUCAUUGUUAUGUGUGAUCUCUGUAUCCGGUACACUGUCAUGGUGGACAAGUACAUUCCCAACAUCUCCAUGUGUCUGAAGGAUUCAGAUCCAUUCAUCCGAAAGCAAACGCUCAUCUUGCUUACCAAUCUCUUGCAGGAAGAAUUUGUGAAGUGGAAGGGCUCUCUGUUCUUUCGAUUUGUCAGCACUCUGAUAGACUCACAUCCAGACAUUGCCAGUUUUGGGGAGUUUUGCCUGGCUCACCUGUUACUGAAGAGGAAUCCGGUCAUGUUCUUCCAGCACUUUAUUGAGUGUAUCUUCCACUUUAAUAACUACGAGAAGCAUGAGAAGUAUAACAAAUUCUCCCAGUCAGAGAGGGAGAAGCGGCUUUUUUCACUGAAGGGAAAGACAAAUAAGGACAAACGAAUGAAAAUCUAUAAGUUUCUUCUGGAGCACUUCACAGAUGAACAGCGAUUCAAUAUUACAUCCAAAAUCUGCCUCAGUAUUUUGGCGUGCUUCGCAGACGGCAUCCUGCCCCUGGACAUGGACGCCAGUGAGCUGCUCUCAGAUACCUUUGAGGUCCUCAGCUCAAAGGAAAUCAAGCUUUUGGCAAUGAGAUCGAAACCAGAUAAGGACCUGCUUAUGGAAGAAGAUGACAUGGCCCUGGCCAAUGUGGUCAUGCAGGAAGCUCAGAAGAAGCUCAUCUCACAAGUUCAGAAGAGGAAUUUCAUAGAAAACAUUAUUCCCAUCAUCAUCUCCCUGAAGACGGUGCUGGAGAAGAAUAAGAUCCCAGCUUUGCGGGAACUCAUGAACUAUCUCAGGGAGGUGAUGCAGGACUACCGAGACGAGGUCAAGGACUUCUUUGCGGUCGACAAGCAGCUGGCGUCAGAGCUGGAGUACGACAUGAAGAAGUACAGCGAGCAGCUGGCCCAGGAGCAGGAGCUGGCGAGACAAGCAGAUGUGAACAGAGCAGCGGACCGUGCUGACGGGGCCCAGGCCGGGCAGGUUGCUCCAGGUUUAGAAACAGUGCCAGCUUCUGAUGGCCAAGCAAGUGCCACUGUUCCCUCAAAACCCAGGCCUAGCACCGGCCAAGCAGCACCUUUGCCCCCUUCAGCGGAAGAGGGGCAGUUGAAGAGUUUCAUGCCCAAAGCCAGGUCCAUGUCCCUGAGUACCAUUGCAAUCCUGAACUCCGUCAAGAAAGCCGUGGAGUCCAGUAGCAGGCGUCGGAACCGGAGCAUAGGCUUGCUGCCUUUCACUUUGAAUUCGGGGAGCCCGGACAAAGCGCACCGCCGGGCAUCUUCAUACAGCCUGGAGCAAGAGUCCAGUGGAAAUGCUGACCCUGUGGCCAGACGAGCCAUCAGCACCCCCGAGAAGACCAUCAGCGACGUCACGUUUGAAGCAGGAGUCAGCUACAUCGGCACACCGCGGACCCCCUUCCCUGGCAGAGAGAGAACGGAAGCCCAGCAUCAAGGAAAUGACAUUUUAUGUUUAUCACUGCCUGAUAAACCGCCUCCGCAGCCUCAGCAGUGGAAUGUGAAGUCUCCGGCCAGAAAUAAAGACAGCCCAGUCCCCAGCAGGAGGUCGCUCCGAAAGAGCCCCCUGAAAACUGCCAACUGAAGCGGGGCCUGGCCC